UCUUCUUCUUCAUCGUUGCUACGUCUUUUUAUGUGGGUUUGAGCCGGGGAUUCAGUGACGUCUCCGGCGAAAAAAACCCGGUUCACGACGGUCUGAACCGGAACAGUGAAUCGGUCCGACAAAAUCAAACCGGGAAAAGAAGAGUGUUUUGGUUUUCAUGGAGCUUGUUGUUGGCUUUCGUAGUUGUUUAAUGGCGGAAGCUCGUGGGAUUUUGAGAGAGAGUUCGUUUUAGGGUUUGGUUUUUGGGAGGAUAAGGAUGGAAGGGAAGGGGGGAGUGCCGGCAAUGAUUGUGGAGGCGGCGGCGGCAGCGGCAGCGGCGGAGAAAGGGGAGGAGAGUGGGAAGGUGGGAGGGGAGAAGGUGGUGGAAGCUGUGGCAGCGCCGGUACCGGCUACGGUGGCUCCAGUGGCUCCGGUGACGGCGACGACGGUGGGAAGGGUGAGUGUGGCGAUGGUGGGAGUGAAGAGGAAGAGAGGGAGGCCGAGGAAGUAUGGGCCGGAUGGGAGCGUGUUGAUGCCGUUGAAUCCGAUGCCGAUCUCGGCGUCGGCGCCGGCGGGCAGCUACCAUGGUUCGGCGGCGGGGGGGAUGAAGCGGGGUAGAGGGCGGCCGGUGGGGUUUGCUAGCUUGCCGCAGCAUAAGAUCGAGUUUGAGUCCGUAGGUGAACUGGUGGCAUGUGCUGCUGGUGCUAACUUUACUCCACAUAUUAUAACUGUGCCAACUGGCGAGGAUGUCACUAUGAAGAUCAUAUCAUUUUCACAGCAAGGGCCACGAGCUAUAUGCAUUUUAACAGCAACUGGUGUCAUUUCCAAUGUCACCCUUCGUCAACCCGAUUCCUCUGGUGGUACAUUGACAUAUGAGGGCCGCUUUGAGCUCCUCUCUCUAUCUGGUUCAUUCAUGCCAAAUGAGAACGGAGGUACAAGAAGCCGAUCAGGCGGGAUGAGUGUCUCUUUGGCAAGUCCAGAUGGCCGUGUUGUCGGGGGAGGUGUUGCUGGUCUUUUAGUCGCGGCAAGCCCUGUGCAGGUUGUGGUGGGCAGUUUUCUACCAAGCUACCAAAUGGAACAGAAGACGAAGAGACCAAAAUAUGAUUCUCUAUCUGUAUCAGUGUCAACUCCGGCAGCUGGAAUCCCGGUCUCCAGUAUAGAGACAGAGGAGGGUUACUGUAAGGACGAAACAUACCUGAACUCAACCACCCCAAAAUCAAACAUUGUUGUUACCUCCUUCAAAGACUGGGCCUCGUCUGCGCACUCAGCUCCCGACACAAAGAACUCUUCCACUGAUAUCAACAUAUCUUUGCCCGGAGGCUGAAAGUUCGAAGCUCACCGCUGCAGAAACUCAUCGGUUCGUGUGUGAGUUUCUCUAACUUGCCUUGCAGACUCUCAUUUGCAGUUAGUUCACUGUUGUCUUAUUUCUUUGUAGAAGUGCUUGAUAUCCAAACUUGAAUGACUCUAUUCCAUUGUUGUUGUUUAGUAUCAGUAACUAAGUUCUGUGUAUCUGUUUUUAACACCUCAGUUUCAAGCAAUAGUGUUGUAUUCCAUUAGAAUUCUGAUAAUUCUGUACUUUGUAAAAGUUUGUUGGAUUAUUAAUUCAUCUUCUAUAAAUUUUUUUUU
Messenger RNA from Dioscorea cayenensis subsp. rotundata (Guinea yam), 1605 nucleotides. RefSeq names its product AT-hook motif nuclear-localized protein 1-like. Bases 257 to 1303 code for a protein of 348 amino acids. The transcript is spliced from 5 exons. The record is from RefSeq and is a predicted model, not a curated record. Gene Ontology annotation, molecular function: minor groove of adenine-thymine-rich DNA binding. NCBI's taxonomy places the organism in Eukaryota, Viridiplantae, Streptophyta, Magnoliopsida, Dioscoreales, Dioscoreaceae.